This is a messenger RNA of Cloeon dipterum, 1019 nucleotides long. Its product is annotated as acetylcholine receptor subunit alpha-like. Gene Ontology annotation, molecular function: transmitter-gated monoatomic ion channel activity involved in regulation of postsynaptic membrane potential; transmembrane signaling receptor activity; excitatory extracellular ligand-gated monoatomic ion channel activity. The record is from RefSeq and is a predicted model, not a curated record. Bases 93 to 1019 code for a protein of 308 amino acids. Gene Ontology annotation, cellular component: neuron projection; synapse; plasma membrane. Gene Ontology annotation, biological process: monoatomic ion transmembrane transport; signal transduction; regulation of membrane potential. Lineage: Eukaryota; Metazoa; Arthropoda; Insecta; Ephemeroptera; Baetidae. The transcript is spliced from 3 exons.
GUAGAUAAAACAGUUGGGGCGUUAAUACAGCUGCGUGAGUUUGCUUUUGCCAGAAGUUUCACAUUUGCAAUAGGCAACAAGCAUCAGUGAAGAUGUUUUUAAAAUAUAAUCGGUUCGAUUUUUCCAACUUCCCGUGGUAUUUUGUCAUUUUGCUGCUGCUGCACUCAUCGAUGGCUAGUGGAGAAAAAGCAGAAACUAAACUCAGGAAUUUACUUUUGAAGGACUACGUCCCAGAAUUACUUCCCGAGACAAACGCCAACGGUUCGGUUGAUGUCCUGAUAACUACAUUUGUGCGUACCAUGGAGCCGCAAUUGCAAAACUUUGUGAACUUGAAAGCAGUGCUUUUAUUUCAAUGGAAUGAUUCACGGCUGAGGUAUGAAGAUCAAAAUCCAGAAAAUAUCAAGAAACUCUCGUUGCAAGGCGAUGAAAUUUGGGUACCAGAUUUGACAGUAUACAAUAUGCACACGUCGCAAAAAUUGCUAGAUCACUCGACGCGUUGUUCAGUUAAUCCAACUGGACUACUGAGGUGCUCUCAGAAAGUAUCCUUGUACUUGUAUUGCGAAUUGAACUACACUGACUGGCCGCACGACACGCAACUUUGCAGUCUCCACAUAGGAACUUGGAUAGAAGAAAAAGUACAUUUGAAACCUUGGCUGAAAAGUGAUGGUAUUAUCAUGACCGCAGGGAAGAAAACCCCCAAAUGGAUUUUGAAGGAAAUUAUCUACAUACCCGAAGAAGUCUCUGGACCUGUCACGUCUAUGGAGUACUCGUUCAAGAUUCAGAGAGUAGACAAGGGCCACUUUGCCCAGUUCAUUGUACCGGCAAAUGUUGUAGCUACUCUAUCACUCUGUGCAUUUUGGAUGCCGCGCGACAAGGGUAUGGUGCGCGUAGGCUUUUCGCUGGCUGUUUUGAUGCUGAACGCACUUUUCAUACAAGAUCUCGGGUUCAUAUUUUGGUUAUCAGGAGGAGAUUUUUUGCCUAAAAUAUGCAAGUAUUUUGCAAAUUUUCUUAUCUGGUAG